AUGAAGUUUUAUCUGGGAAAAUGGUGCAAGCAGCCGUUUAACUCAGACCAUAAAGUUGAUAUUGGCUUAAUUAUUGACUGGUCGUAUUACAAGCAGCGUCUUAGUUCAGCUAUCCAAAAAGUUAUUACUAUUCCCGCUGCAAUGCAGAAGGUGCCUAGGGUGCUUCAUCCUGAUUGGCUUCAUAAAAAGGUCCGUGAGAAAGAUGAUAAAUUUCGCCAGAGAAAACUAGCUGAUAUGUUCAGCUCAGCAACACAAAGAUGGUGUGUUGGACAAAAAUCAUUUGGUGAUGAUGUGAACGAUAUUGAGGAUAUCGAUUUUUGCAAAGAAAACAAGCCUGGCGUAAAGGGGCCAAAGCCAAUUGCACGUUCUUAUGAAGUUAAUAAAGAACAGUUUGGACGUGAGCAGAAAGGGAGCAAGGACCCAAAGUGCGAUGACGAUGAUAUCUCAUUUGAGAACAUUGACAAGAACGUGGAUUGCCAAGGUUGGCUUGCAGUGAGAAAAAGAAAAUGGAAAUGGAAGAAAAACCGAAGGUUGGGUGGUCAACGAUCUUUAAAGCAGAUUGAUGCUCAUGAGGUAAAGAAAAGAGUCUCACAGGUUAGAAGAGGUGUAGGUUCAUUCUUUAGGAGGCCUGUAGAAGCUUUGACUAGAUCACAUUGGCAGGUGUUUGCGCUGCUUUUGACUGAUUUGCGGAGAUUAGGUGCUACAAUAAUAUUUGCAGACUUCUCAAAGAUCGUCAUCGACACAGGGAAAUUUGAUCCAUCUGCUGCUAAGGCUUAUCGUGACAGCUUGCUCACAGCUGUGGGGAAUAGUCUUUCUCCAGAUGGUCUCUCAUGA
Eruca vesicaria subsp. sativa (arugula) is the source of this 834-nucleotide messenger RNA. Lineage: Eukaryota; Viridiplantae; Streptophyta; Magnoliopsida; Brassicales; Brassicaceae. The record is from the annotation of a GenBank genome assembly.